Messenger RNA from Rotaria sp. Silwood2, 1788 nucleotides. The record is from the annotation of a GenBank genome assembly. NCBI's taxonomy places the organism in Eukaryota, Metazoa, Rotifera, Eurotatoria, Philodinida, Philodinidae.
AUGAGUAAACAGAACGCCGUACCAUUUUUACAGCCGAACGUUCUCAAUUGGAAGUCCAGGAAUGAACCUGAUGGUCAAUACUAUCUCGAGCCAAAUAUCAUGUAUGUAUGGGAUUAUGCGACACCAACUUUAUUAUCAUUUGGUUUUGGCUCAUGUAAUGGCAAGUCAACAUUAUUGAAUCAAUUAUUUAGAUCAACAUUUGAGCAAAAAAAUGAAAACUCAGUUUAUUUUCACAAAACAAUAGAUAUUGAUUUUGGCUAUAAUUUUAUUACAAAACGACCAUUGAAUAUUGCUGACAUGCAUGGUAAUUUGUCAAAUAGUUUGCCUAGAAAUGUUCUUUCAUUAUUUGAUGGGUAUAUAAUGCAUGUCAGUUAUUCAGAAUUUCCUUCUUCCUCUGUCAAUAUCCAAAAUGCGAUUAAUUUAAUACCAAUUGGCAAAUAUUGCAUUGUUUUAAUACGAGAUAGUCCAGUGGGUUCGGCACGUAGCCAAAGAAUUGAUCAUGAAUUAAAUGUAUUUCUUGAAAAAAAUCGAAAUAGAACAGAGCUAAUAAUAGAAAUAUUGCCCAAUCUGAACAACCUUUAUGACUUGAAAGCCAAAGGUGCCAUACAACAGCUACAUUCAACAGUUUUCGAGAAAAUGAUAAUUCCUGAGAAAGAAGCGUAUGUAGAAAAAAAGCAGUUUGAGCCGUUAUUAGAUGCAGAUUACAUAAAGCAUCUACAUGGUACAUAUGCAAUAAUUUCGGAUAUUAAAGUUAUGCUUUCUAAAGCAUCAAGAGAAAACAGCGUAAACAACUUUUCACUAUAUUCUAAAUUUCAUGACUACUGUACUUUAAGACAAAAAGUAGCACGGGCUACAUUUUAUAAUAUAGAUGUUGAUGAAAUAUUUUAUAUGCGUUCACAAGCAACCACAAUCAACGAUGAAUAUCAUUUUGAGAUAAUAUCGUCACAAAAAGAAAUUAGCUUUGAAAAAAGAAAGGAGUUAUCAGAAAAAUACAGCAACGAAUGCGGUGAAAUUUUUAGAUUAUUUAUCAAACUAUUAUCUACACCGAACCGGUUAAUGAAUUUAGAUUUAUUAUCAUAUGAAUUAAAACAGAAGCGAGAGAUAUCGAAAGAUGGAAUCGAUUUAGCAAAAGAUUUAUCAAUAGAGAAGAUUCUAUCUAUUGAAGUUUUGUGGCGAAAUGCAAUUGUUUGUCAAAAAUAUGAACAAAAUAUUGAUCGCGAACAACUUAGUGAGUCAUACUCUGAAUACAUUAAAGCUGGGUUUCCUUUUGAAAUAAUUGAUGGUAAUAAUUUCUUUUUUCAAUUUGAUUUUUUAACAAAAGUUAUGCAUACAUUCUCACGGAAUAAAAUAUUGGUUAUUAGUAUUAUUGGUCCACAAAAUAGUGGCAAAAGCACAUUAUUAAACUAUAUGUUUGGUACAUUAUUUGAUGUACGUAAUGGUAGAUGUACAAGAGGUGUAUAUGGAUCAUUUGUAAAAUCUAAUAUACCAUCGUUUGAUUAUAUUAUGUUACUUGAUACCGAAGGUUUACUGGGUACCGAAAAAGGUGAUCUUGAAUAUGACCGUCGUUUAAUUUUAUUCUGUUUGGCUGUAUCACAUUUAGUUAUUGUUAAUAUUGCUGGUGAUUUAAAUCAGGCAUUGAAAGAUAUGAUUAUACUCUGCGUUGAUUCAUUGAAAGAAAUAAAUGUAAAUAAAAUGCCGACACCAAUGGUCCAUUUUAUAUUAAAUCAACGACCUGAUACAAAUCUUGCAAAUAAUCAAGUAGCAAUUGACAACAUUGUGGACCAAUAA